UGAAGUGGCGCAGUGUCCCGCCUUGUCCCGCCAGUAUCCCGUCUUGUCCCGUGUGGAGGCGGCGAGAAGCCCAAGUUCGAGUAUCUGCAUUGCAGCCUGAGCGCUGCUGCCGGAAGUCAACACAACAAUGGCGACUCCCAGUCCUGAUAGCAACUCGUCCAGCUCCAGCAACAGCUUCAGCAUCGUAGGAUCCACGUCGCACCACCUCCACCAGCAGACACACAGCAGCAGUAUGCAAGAUAUCAACAGCUGCUGGAGGUGUCAAAAUGAACCAGGUAAACGUAAAGCGUUGAAAUUGAAUUUUGCCAACCCCCCCGUGAAGCCAGCGCCUCGGCUCCCGCUCAAUCCAACGGCGCCCUCCUUCCAGAACCCUCACAUAGAGCGACUGAGGACGCACAGCAUCGAGUCGUCGGGGAAGCUUAAGAUCUCGCCUGAGCAGCACUGCGACUUCACUGCGGAGGAUUUGAGGGACCUCGGUGAGAUCGGCCGUGGGGCGUACGGCUCGGUCAACAAGAUGGUCCACAAACCCACAGGCCAGAUCAUGGCAGUCAAGAGAAUUCGUUCCACUGUGGAUGAAAAGGAACAAAAGCAACUGCUGAUGGAUCUCGACGUGGUGAUGCGGAGUAGCGAUUGUCCGUACAUCGUUCAGUUCUACGGGGCUCUCUUCCGAGAGGGGGACUGUUGGAUCUGUAUGGAGCUUAUGUCUACCUCUUUAGACAAAUUUUAUAAAUAUGUAUAUUGUGCAUUAGAUGAUGUAAUUCCAGAGGAAAUAUUAGGCAAAAUAACUUUAGCGACGGUCAAAGCACUGAACCACUUAAAAGAAAACUUGAAAAUCAUCCACAGAGACAUCAAACCUUCCAACAUUCUUAUGGACCGAAAGGGUAACAUCAAGUUGUGUGAUUUUGGGAUCAGCGGCCAGCUUGUGGACUCCAUAGCCAAGACCAGAGAUGCCGGGUGCAGACCCUACAUGGCACCUGAAAGGAUAGACCCCAGUGCCUCUAGACAAGGUUAUGAUGUCCGAUCUGAUGUGUGGAGCCUGGGAAUCACCGUGUACGAGCUGGCCACCGGAAGGUUCCCGUACCCCAAGUGGAACAGCGUUUUCGAUCAGCUGACACAAGUGGUGAAAGGAGAACCUCCUCAGCUCAGCAACUCCGAGGAGAGGCAGUUCUCCCCCAAGUUCAUCAAUUUUGUUAACUUCUGCCUUACAAAGGAUGAAUCCAAAAGGCCAAAGUACAAAGAGCUGCUGAAACAUCCCUUCAUUCUCAUGUACGAGGAGCGCUUUGUGGAUGUCGCCAGUUACGUCUGCCGCAUCCUGGAUCAGAUCCCCGCCUCGCCCAUCUCGCCCAUGUACGUGGACUGAGGGAGUUUGGGGGGGUGCGGCGGGUGGGGACGCCCCGGCACCCCGUUUUUUCCUGCUUGCCGGUCGGAGAACAGCGAGGAACACGGAACCCUUCCACCACACAUCACCUGGUUGAACAUCACUUACUGAAUCCAAAGCAAAAUGAAAAGGUAGGGCAAUGGUGCUCGAGGAGAAAAACACCUUCUGGAUUGUGCGUUGUGGACUUUAUGUACGUGUGUAUUUGCGUGUUCACCGCUGAAUUGUUGACGUAUGCAGACCCACUAAAAACACACACACACACACACACACGGUCAUUUGUAUACAAAAUGUGUUUGUCAGGGGAAAGAAUAGUGUGGCUUUGUCCGUUACCCCCCCCCCCCUUCAAUAUAUAAUCUGUGACACAAUAUGAAAUACUCUCACUCAACGCUCACACCAGUUUGCACCUUUCCUGUAAUGUCAUCGUAUGUACGUCACCAGGAUAUUGCUAGCACUUUUCUCCUACUUAGACUCUUAAAAGUCUAAUUUUCAUUUUGGGGAUAAUGGCGACAUAUUUGUUUCUAGGGGAACUGCACUUUUUUGGGAAUUUUGCCCAUCAUUCCCAAUCCUUAUGUGUAAUAUAAUAUCAGAAAAUGAGUUAAUAUGAGCUAGCUAACAGUAACAGGAAGUACGGGCUUUACAAGAAUUUGUAAAAAAAUAUUUACUUCCCUACAUGUUAGCUAGCUAGCUCAUUCAUUCAUUUUCGCAGGGGUGCUGGAGCCUAUCCCAGCUGUCUUCAGGCGAGAGGCGGGGUACACACUGGACUGGUGGCCAGCCAAUCACAGGGCACAUAUAGACAAACAACCAUUCACACUCACAUUCAUACCUGUGGCCAAUUAACCUAGCAUGUUUUUGGAAUGUGGGAGGAAACCGGAGUACCCGGAGAAAACCCACGCAUGCACGGGGAGAACAUGCAAACUCCACACAGAGAUGACCGAGGGUGGAAUUGAACCCUGGUCUCAUAGCUGUGAGGUCUGUGCGCUAACCACUCGACCGCCGUGCAGUCCCUAGCUAGCUCAUAUUAACUGGCCAUCUGGAAUGCACAGAAAGGAGAAAGAAAAAAUGAGGAUUGGGAAUGAUGGGCAAAAUUCCCAAAAAAGUGCAGUUCCCCUUCUUCUUCUACUACUGCUGCUUUAUCGGGGCGGAUUUUAAGGCCCCCGCUUUUCAGUAUGCUGCCCUCGGUGGUGAGCCAAAGAAAAAGCUUUGGUGGGUUAGAUGUGGCCUGCAGAGGCAUUGAUUUUCAACUAGCGGGGCGUGGGCCAAAAUGCCCCGGCCUUGAUUUGUGUUCUUUGACACACAGCUGCAGAUGUCUGCUGGAGAAUGUGCAGUGUCUCAAUGCAAACGAUGACAAUACAGGAGGAUCACAGACCGGCCCACUGAGGAUGUACUGUAGAUGUUUUGUACAUAAGUGCAUCAAAACCUGCUGGUCUGGGCGGGUUCUUCGGGUUCUUGAGGCUUAUUGACGGCUUUAUGAGCAGCCUGUCCUAGCACUGUACAGUUUGACUUCUCAUCCACACUGAUCACACAUCCGCCAUGCUGCAUUAUAAAAGCAAAUAAGUGUCAUGAUGUAUAUUUGGAAAAUAUUAUCACGCUAAGGCCCACCAGAACAGAUGUUGCUACAAGCAUGUCCAGCUUGCACUGAUGAUCGAACGAUCAUGAAACCAAUACGCUAGAGUCCCCUAACUGUGGGGGGGCGCUGCGACGGAUGACCGUUGACAUGGAUUCUGUUAACCCAUAAGAACCCACACCAUUUUGUGUGUUUCACGCUUGUGUUGGGUUCUUAUGGGUCAUCGGAGGAAUUCUAUCACGACUGAUCUGCAUGUCUUCACUUGUACAGUAACGCAAACCUAGGGGGAAAAAAUACACGUUUGUUCUGAACCCAUGGAAUAUAUUUUCUACCUCGCAUCGGCAGGGGUACAACAUGUUGUAUAAAUUGCAAUCCACUAGAAUGUUCAUAUUAAAGACAUAAAUAAUGAGGGGCAAUUAAUUCAAUUGUAUGUCUAUCAAGGAUUACAAAUAAAAUUCCUUUGGA
This is a messenger RNA of Doryrhamphus excisus (bluestripe pipefish), 3407 nucleotides long. It is a transcript of the gene map2k4b, whose product is annotated as mitogen-activated protein kinase kinase 4b. NCBI's taxonomy places the organism in Eukaryota, Metazoa, Chordata, Actinopteri, Syngnathiformes, Syngnathidae. The record is from RefSeq and is a predicted model, not a curated record. Gene Ontology annotation, molecular function: JUN kinase kinase activity; ATP binding. Gene Ontology annotation, biological process: protein phosphorylation; MAPK cascade.